Leptonychotes weddellii (Weddell seal) is the source of this 485-nucleotide messenger RNA. NCBI's taxonomy places the organism in Eukaryota, Metazoa, Chordata, Mammalia, Carnivora, Phocidae. The record is from RefSeq and is a predicted model, not a curated record.
AUGGCAAAAGGACAAAGUGCUUUGAUGAAGAUCUUUGACAAAAAUAAGGAUGGCCGUUUGGAUCUUAAUGACUUGGCAAGGAUUUUGGCUCUUCAGGAAAACUUCCUUCUCCAAUUUAAAAUGGAUGCUUGUUCCACUGAAGAAAGAAAGAGGGACUUUGAGAAAAUCUUUGCCCACUAUGAUGUUAGUAGAACAGGAGCUCUGGAAGGCCCGGAAGUGGACGGGUUUGUCAAGGACAUGAUGGAGCUUGUCCAGCCCAACAUCAGCGGAGUGGACCUUGAUAAGUUCCGGGAGAUUCUUUUGCGCCACUGUGAUGUGAACAAGGAUGGAAAAAUUCAGAAGUCCGAGCUGGCUUUGUGUCUUGGGCUGAAAAUCAAUCCCUAAUCCCCAGAACGCUUUGCCUUUUGCUCUUUGGAUGUUUCUGUGCUCCGGCUGCUUAAGCUCCCUGUGCUUUGCUGUUGGGACACAUGGGCAGACUUCUUAAC